This is a messenger RNA of Neopsephotus bourkii (Bourke's parrot), 1108 nucleotides long. Its product is annotated as beta-crystallin B1. NCBI's taxonomy places the organism in Eukaryota, Metazoa, Chordata, Aves, Psittaciformes, Psittacidae. The transcript has 6 exons. Bases 117 to 965 code for a protein of 282 amino acids. Gene Ontology annotation, molecular function: structural constituent of eye lens. Gene Ontology annotation, biological process: lens development in camera-type eye; visual perception. The record is from RefSeq and is a predicted model, not a curated record.
GCCACGGGCACAAAGGAAAGUGCUGGGUUCAGCGGCUGGGCACGGGGCCGGGGAGAGGCUUCCAGCUCGCCCAGCGCUUUGCAGGAUGUGAUGACUGGGCGGGCGCGCAGACACUGAUGAGCUGGCAGUUCCUUUGUGCGCCCGCCCGGGGUCUGCCCUUGCCAGGCUAUAAAGUGGGGGCCUCGCUGCGCCCCAAAACACAGCCCGCUCACUCCAACAAGAACCAGCAGCUGCCCAGACUUGAGCCCAACACCGCGAUGUCUGAGACCACAAAACCCGCUGCUCCCGGCCAGGCUGCGGAGGAGGAGAAGGCAGCUCCAGCUCCAUCCCUCGACCCUGCUCCCAUCGCUAACAGCAAGAGCGAGGAGCCCUCCACAGAACCCUUCAGGAUCAUCGUCUUCGAGCAGGAGAACUUCCAGGGCAGGCAGAUGGAGUUCACCACCGAGUGCAUGAACCUGGCGGACCGCGGCUUCGACCGGGUGCGCAGCGUCAUCGUCACCUCUGGACCAUGGGUGGCCUACGAACAGGCCAACAUGCGCGGGGAGAUGUUCAUCCUGGAGAAGGGGGAAUACCCUCGCUGGGACACCUGGUCCAGCAGCUACCGGAGCGACUGCUUCAUGUCCAUGCGCCCCAUCAAAAUGGAGGCUGAGGACCACAAAAUCUCCCUGUACGAGUCUGCUGACUUCAAGGGCAACAAGAUGGAGAUCCAGGAGGACGACGUGCCCAGCCUCUGGGCUUACGGCUUCUGCGACCGUGUGGGCAGCGUGCAGGUGCCCAGUGGAACCUGGGUUGGGUACCAGUACCCCGGCUAUCGGGGCUACCAGUACCUGUUUGAGACCGGAGACUUCCGACACUGGAACGAGUGGUCGGCCUUCCAGCCGCAGAUCCAGUCCAUCCGCCGCAUCCGGGACAUGCAGUGGGACCAGAAGGGCACCUUUGUCACCCCCGAUGUGCCCUCCGACUGAGCGGGCCCCGGGCGCCGCCGGGUUCCGGCGCGGCACCUUCCUUCCCUGUCCAUGGCUCGGUACCGGGAUGUACCUGACCUUGUGAGGCUAUUAAAAACCCCAGAAGACUCGAGCUGCCGGGGUCGGUGACACACGGCGGGGGG